CAAUGGGAACGGAAUCCAAUCGCUUGGCCCUGGAAAGUACACUGUGCCACAGUUUCAUAUAAAUGACUAGGCGUUAGGUGAAAUGACGGAUUUCACUAAAAGACUACGACAUAUCCAAUAGGGAAGUACGUGCUGAAAACUACUUGUAAAAAUCUAUUUCGUUGAUUACACAUUAACAGAUGGACAGACCCAAGAAUUGUAGCAAAAAGGGAUCACAAAUUUAGAUGGUGUUUGCUAUUCGCAGUUUGUCGAUAUUGCAGAUUUGGUAGGAAAUUGCAUGUAUUGUACUAUUGUGCCAAACAAUGUUUAUUUAUAUUGCAAACCGGAAAAAAUAAAAUACAUCACAACAAGCGCCAAAAUUCUAAAAUAAGGCAGUGUAACUUUGAUGCGAGCGCAUUCAGUUAUUUUUUAUAGUAAUGGCGAGAGUAAUGGUAUAGCAGUAUCGUUUACUCAUGAUAUCCUACAAUAGGAAAAUAAUAGGUGUGGAACAAAAAAUUUGAUUUAAAUGGAAACUACUACUAGUUGUAAUUGGCCAGUUAUGUGAUUGGUAUCUGUGAAAUAUACGUGUGUGCCCCACCACAUUUGAAUCUUGCUCAAUCACUUAUGGCCAUAUGCACCGUUUUUUACCUAAGCUGAGCUUGUGUAAGCUCGCUUAAAUCCUUAAGCCUUACUUGGAUGUGAUUUGUAUGCACCACAGAAAAUUAAUCUAAGCUUCGUUAAGCGUUAAAUAUAUUUGACAACAUUGCGUAUUUGUGCUUUUUAACCUCACUAUUUUUCACAUGUUUAUAAGUUAUACGACCUUUUGUAUUUUUAACGUGUGUGCAAAGUAUAAUUUUACGAGUUCGCUAAUUAUUAACAAAUCAUGAGCAAAGAAAAAAUUAGGGUGGCAAACUUUUCUAGUGCAGAGAAACUGCUUCUGUUAACGAUAAUUUCAGAAAAAUAUAGUAAAAUACUAGAAGACAAAAAAACUGACCGCAUGUCUGUCUCUCAAAAAGAGCAGGCAUGGUCACAAAUCGAAAUAGACUUUAAUGCUUCGUCUACUACAACGUUCCGAAACGCAUCCUGUCUAAAGAAGUGUUACGAAAACAGGAAGAAAGAACUGCGUAAAACUGUAGCCAAUCAUAAACGAGACGUCUUAUUAACUGGUGGUGGGCCACCACCUAAGAAAAAGAAAGACGAUGACGAAACAUUGAUUGAUGAUAUACUGACAUCAAUCAUGAAUGAAAAGACUUUGGUAGGACUACAAAACCCAUUUGAUGACGAUGUUGAUGAAAACGCAAUCCCACAACGUAAUACUCAACAAUUCGAUACAGAUACUGAGUUUGUGUUGGAGGUUGGCAGUGAAUAUUAUGCUGAUAACAACACUUCACAAAUUCAGACUGCACAGGGCGUCAUGCCAGCAUCCAACGUUAUGAAUUGGAAAAGGAGUACUCCAAAUCAAUUAAAACAACCAAUAAGUGCAACACUUUGUGCCAUUGCAAAAGAUGAACAAAUGGCACCACAACUAGACAUCACCACACCUAAUAGCUCUAAAGCGCGAACACCAAAACAGUGUAGCAGAAGAAGACCAACAAUCGUCGUGAAAACGCUAACAUCGUCUGACAUUGCUAAGAAAUACAAUAUAUUACUUGAUAAACGAAUUUCUUUAUUGGAUGCACAACAUAAACAUAUGGAAAAAGAAAAUGAAUUAAUUCUCAAAAAGCAUCAACUAGAAAUUGCUUUGUUAACUAGGAAAUUGAAAAGAGAUGAAGAGCUUGACACUGAAAAUUAAUACAUACAUCGCACAAGUAUUUAUCGUGACAGGGAUUCACUCAGCUAACACUCAUUGUGGGAAAGUGCAAUAGCAGCUGUCAGCAAUCAAAGUGUCAGG
Messenger RNA from Photinus pyralis (common eastern firefly), 1870 nucleotides. Its product is annotated as AN1-type zinc finger protein 6-like. The record is from RefSeq and is a predicted model, not a curated record. The coding region runs from base 863 to 1771 and encodes 302 amino acids. The transcript is spliced from 4 exons. Lineage: Eukaryota; Metazoa; Arthropoda; Insecta; Coleoptera; Lampyridae. Gene Ontology annotation, molecular function: zinc ion binding; DNA binding.